CUCGGAGAAGCCACUUCCGCCGCCUCGCGUGCCUGCCGCGGGUUGGUCUUUCCCGGAGAAGAGCGGCGUGUUUGAGGGGUGCCUGGUCUUCCUCCGCCGCCAUGAAGCCGAGAAAAAAUACCAAGCGGGGUCCAAGCUUCCGUAAGUUGUUGAAAACAAGUAAAAUAAAACUUGACAACAAGUUAAAAAACAAACAGUACAAGCAGCAGAGCACUGCAAAGAAAUACAGAAAAGAACAAAGGAAAUUGAGACAAGCUGUCAAAGAUGUCGUAUCCAGGAAACCGGUACCUUUGGAUGACCAGAAAAAGCAUCCAGAAAGGAAGGAAGAAGAGGAGGAGGAAGAAGAAGCUCUUCCUCUUGAUAUGAUGGAUGAAGAUGACCUAAAGUUAAUGGAGGAACUGGCUCAGAAAGCAUCUUUUAUAACAAGAGACCUGUCUUCCACUGAACCUGUUCAUGCCAGGAAACGUAAGAAUGAGAGUGUAAUUGAGAAAUAUGAGAAGAUGCCACGGCGCAUGCAGGCUGAGCCUGAGAAAGAACUGAUUCAUCUGCUUCCCAUCAAAGACAGGCACGGAAUCAUUCCGCAGACCAUGGAAAAGCCAGUUGUUAGAACAGAAGAGGAGGAGGAGGAGGAUACAGCAGAAGAAGUGGAAGCAGAAGAAGCCCUCGAAGAACCUUUGCCUGUUCUCACUGCUGAAGAACUGUUAGUUCACAGAAGAAAGAAGCUGCAAGAGAAGAAAAUACACAUUGCUUCCUUAGCAUCUGCUAUCGUUUCUGACCCAGAUAACAAUAUAAAGAAACUGAAAGAAUUGCGUGCAAUGUUAAUGGAACAGGAUCCCAAUGUAGCUGUGAUUGUGCGGAAACUGGUGAUGAUUUCUCUGAUGGAGCUAUUUAAAGAUAUUACUCCAUCUUACAAGAUCAGGCCUUUGACUGAGCACGAGAAAAACACAAAGGUUAGAAAAGAAACUCAGAAGUUAAGAGAAUUUGAAGAAGGCCUUGUGAGCCAAUACAAGUUUUUUUUAGAAAAUCUGGAGCAAACUGUGAAAGACUGGAAGCAAAGGAAGGUGAAAAAAAGCAACGUGAUUUCGCUGAAGGCUUACAAAGGCCUUGCAGAGAUUGCUGUGAAAUGCCUAUGUGAGCUGCUGGUGGCCCUGCCUCACUUCAACUUCCACAACAACAUUAUUGUACUGAUUGUGCCACUCAUGAACGAUUCUUCGAAGCAGAUUUCAGAAAUGUGCUGUGAUGCAGUGAAGAGCCUCUUCAAGCAGGAUAAGCUAGGAUUUGCCUCACUCGGUGUGGUGAAGGUGAUUUCUGGCCUUGUGAAAAGUCGAAAUUAUGAUGUCAGACCUGAAGUAUUGUUGACACUUCUUCACCUAAGAAUUAAGGAAGUAGAAGUAAAAAAAGAUGCAGAAGAUAUAACACCAAGGAAGAGGUUCAUGUCCUGUAAAGACAAAAGGAAAAAUCUAUCAAGGAUGCAAAGAAAGUGGAAGAAAGCAGAGGAGAAGCUGGAGCGAGAACUCUUAGAAGCAGAAGCCUCAGAGAAUGCAGAGAAAAAAUUGAAACUGCACACAGAAACCCUGAACAUUGUGUUUUUAACUUACUUCAGAAUUCUGAAGAAAGCACAGAAGUCUCCCCUUUUGCCAGCUGUGUUAGAAGGUCUUGCAAAGUUUGCCCACCUCAUAAACUUGGAAUUUUUUGAUGAUCUUUUGAUAGUUCUUCAUUCUCUUAUUAUGUCAGGGGUGCUGAGCCACAGAGAGAGUCUGCACUGUAUUCUUUCUGCUUUUCAUAUUUUGUCCGGUCAAGGUAAAGGUAUUGAAGGAGCUACAAAUGAAGAUGUGGCAAUAAUGUUGCAGUGCUUGGAUGUGAUGCUCACCAAGCGUCGGAAACAGGUGUCCCAGCAGAGGGCUCUUGCUUUUAUAAAGCGCCUUUCCACACUAGCCCUCCAUGUUCUUGCAAAUUCCAGUAUUGGGAUCUUGGCAACCAACAGAACAUUAAUGCAUACUUUUCCAAAGACCGACCUUCUUCUAGACAAUGAAUCUCAAGGGAGUGGACUUUACCUUCCAGAGCUGGAUGAACCAGAAUACUGUAAUGCACAGAAUACUGCACUGUGGGAAUUGCAUACUCUAUGGAGGCACUAUCAUCCAAUUGUUCAGAAAUUUGCGGCUCAUCUUGUAGCUGGUGCUCCAAGUGAAGGAUCUGAAGCUCUUGGGCAUGAAUUGAGUCGGAGAUCACCUACAGAACUUUUUGAGGCCUACAGUAUGAAAGGAAUGACAUUCAAUCCUCAUGUUCCAUCAGUUGCUCCCAGGAAAAAGGGCAAACCUUUUCAAGGGGAAUCAUUUCUCAAUGAAGAUCUGAAUGAACUAUUUAAGACUCAUCUUGCAAAACCUGCUGUCCAAGGAGCCCUGGAUUUUGCAAAACACCUAAGAACUUUGCCUGUGUCAUAGCUACUUACCAAGCAAUUUGAGCUAUUAAAUACAACCAAGUGUCGGAAAGAAAAGGUGGUCUGUUCUGCAAGUAAUUCAGACAAUGUUUUUACUGUUGAUACUGGGUUUUUUAGGAUCUAAAGUCUGUAAAUAAGCAACAUAGCAUGUUUCAUACAUUUUACAACAUUCAAGAAUUCAGAAAUUGCGAUUCUGUGCCGAUCAGUGACAUCUGUAGGCUGCUAAAGUUGGAAGUGGCUUUGAUGCUUAUAUAAAUAUUGUACAGUAUUCACAGUGCAAAAUUAUGUUUUUUCUAAAAAUAAGGAUUGACUUUUGGAGAACUGUUUUAAUUUAAAAUACAUAUUAAAUGAAGAACUGUUUCAUUGUUUUGUUGACUUAAGUGGGGUAUACAAAUCCAUAAAAAUAGCAAAAUGAACCAAAACAACAAAUUAGUCUUAAACCUCCACCUGCCUAGUGUAAUCAUUAUCAUCAUCUUAGAACUGCAGAAUUGGAAGGGACCCUGUGGAUCAUUGCGUCCAGUUCCCAACCUCUGGCUCUGCAGCCAGAUGCCUGAAACAGCAUACUAGUAGUUGUGAUACCUGACAUGAUGUAUGUGGAAUUUUAAAAAGUAAUGUUGAAUGAGAUAAAAUGGGUUGUCUGAGUUGUUGACUUCAUGAAUUUUAAAGGUACACAGAAUCAACCAAAGCUGCAGUGGGAGUUCCUUUGUGCAUCUCAGACAAAUACUGGGCCUCUGUGGCAGAAAAGCACAACAGUAACAGCAGUUGUUAAUGCUGAUACAGUAGAGCAAAUGUGUAAGAUUAACUUAAAUAUUCCUCUUUCUCCUACAGUGAAAUGCCCUCAGAUGGCAUUACACUGCUCCUGCUGUAGCUGAAUUGGGACAAAUGCUAGAAUAAUGAAGUUGGAAGGAAAAAUUCAUUGCAGAAUGUCUACAAAAAUUACUAUAUUUUUCCACUACUGUAUACUUUUGUCCAAAAUCUUUAGACUAAAAAUUGAGGGUCGUCUUAUACACGGAACUAAGCUGAGGAGAGAAGAAGCACAAA
Molecule: messenger RNA, 3478 nt
Organism: Pogona vitticeps (central bearded dragon)
Lineage: Eukaryota; Metazoa; Chordata; Lepidosauria; Squamata; Agamidae
Source: RefSeq, a predicted model, not a curated record